Nematostella vectensis (starlet sea anemone) is the source of this 2042-nucleotide messenger RNA. Its product is annotated as cation channel sperm-associated protein 4. Gene Ontology annotation, biological process: sodium ion transport; transmembrane transport; sperm capacitation. Gene Ontology annotation, molecular function: voltage-gated calcium channel activity; calcium-activated cation channel activity. The transcript has 16 exons. Lineage: Eukaryota; Metazoa; Cnidaria; Anthozoa; Actiniaria; Edwardsiidae. The record is from RefSeq and is a predicted model, not a curated record. Gene Ontology annotation, cellular component: CatSper complex; sperm principal piece; acrosomal vesicle. The coding region runs from base 186 to 1730 and encodes 514 amino acids.
AUGGUAUUUUGGCGCCAUUUUGAAUUUCACUUUUUACAUUUUGCUUUCCCUUCUCGGCUUCUGCAAACAGGAUUUCCUGCUAACGGAAACAAACCCAGGAAAAUACCGCUAACCUUACUAAUUCAAUUAAUGUUUUAGUUCUAAGAGACAAGGGCAGGUCUAUUGAUAUUUAAAAAGCUACCGAGAUGUCUUACAAGUUUAAAACGGGUUUAAACCGGGUGGUGGCUGUAAACAGAAUAGCCCCCAAAAAGCAGGAGGCAACAGCAGAGGGAGUUAAACAAGAUGAUAAAAAGAAGCCUGCACAGGAGACUGGGAUGGCUAAAUCACUCAAAAGUACUGUGGAUAAAGUUCGUUUGAGACUAAAAGUAUCCAAUAUGCUUGGGGGGCAGCUUGCAGAUGCAGAAGAUGAGGAAGCAAACAAGGAAUUCACUGCAGCAUUCCAUGCUAAACAGAACCAGGAAGAGGACCUGUUAUUGCUGAAUGAGAAGGAUGAGGAGAGCAUGUGGGAUAUAGUGGACAUGGAUGAUGAAGCUAUUGAGGAGUAUGCUUCCAAUGAGCUUGUAGGGCAGUUCCUAUCCAAUAAGGUUUUCCGCACAAGCAUCCUUGCUGUUAUCCUCUUCAACAGCUUGCUCAUAGUAGUGGAGACUGACCAAGAUCUGGAACGCCAGUACAGCCACCUGUUUGCAGUUCUGGACCAAUGUAUCAUGACCAUCUUUGUUUGCGAGAUUUUUGUGAAAUGGUACCACGGCUUUUUCAUGUUCUGGAAGAUGGGCUGGAAUGUUCUGGACUUCUUCAUUGUGGUCGCAUUGCUGCUAGGGCCAUUACUAAGCACGGAUUCAGGCAGCAGGGGGGUGUUGAGGAUACUAAGAGUACUACGAGCCUUCAGGAGUCUUAGGAGCAUAAGCUCCCUCCCUGGUCUACAGAUCGUGGUACGAACUAUCUUGCAGUCAAUUCCAGACAUGGCGAACAUUGUCCUUCUUCUGGUCAUUAUCAUGCUCGUGUUUUCCGUUAUCGGGAUCACACUCUUCCGAGAUGUUGUGCCAAAGUAUUUUGGCAACCUAUCCACUGCUAUGUUCUCAUUAUUCGUCUGCCUUACCCAAGAUGGCUGGAUGGAAAUAUUCAGCGAAUUCCGCAGUAAGGGAGAGACGUACUAUGUCGGAGGCGGGUUUUACUUACUCGUGUUUAUCGCCAUCGGUGCUUUCGUGUUUGCCAAUCUGGUGGUCGCAGUUGUCGUAACAAAUCUUGAAUUUGCGAUGGAAGACGUUAAAACAGAAGGCAAGGAGCGCGAAGUCGAUGAUUUGAAAAGUAAACUGGAAUCUGAAAAUGAUCUUGUGAACACUACCAGUUGCACUGAUAUCCCGGUCAGCUCGUUUAACAAGCAGAUGCCCUUCCAGAUACCGGACUUUAGCGAACUUCCCGUCGAUAAACUGGAAAGUUAUUUUACCAUACUCUACGCACUGGAAAGCAACCUUGCACAGUAUGUCAAGAUAAAAGAUGAAAUCAUCGAGAUAUUUGGAGAGAUCAACUUCAUCCAGGACAAAGCAAGAAAAGAGGGCAUCCUAAAAGAUGAAGAACUAGCACAACAUUCUCAGUCUAAAGCAGUUCCGCUACAAGGCGGGGAUCUCAUGUCCAACCUGAUGGAGAUGGAGAGCGGGCGGAUCUUUGACUCUAGUAGGGACACCCUUGCUGCUAUCAUUAAGGAAGGGGCAAAGGCUGCUAUUCAACGAUGAUCUUCAGAACUAGGCUAUUACCAUGGAAGCUGUCAGGGCUGCCAUUCAUCAAUGAUUUUCAGUACUACUUAUCACACUUGCUGCUAUUAUCAAGGAAGGUCCCAGAGCUGUUAUUCAUCAAUGAUCAUCAAUACUACAUUAUCACACUUGCUGCAAUCAUAAAGAAAGGUGCCAGAGCUGUUAUUCAUCAAUGAUUUUCAGUACUACUUAUCACACUUGCUGCUAUAAUCAAGGAAGGUGCCAGAGCUGUUAUUCAUCAAUGAUCAUCAAUACUACAUUAUCACCAACGAAGGAGGGCUGUAAUUGAUCGAU